AUGCUCAUCACCCGAGUCCGCCCAGGUCUCUACCUCCCGACCUGCGCGAUUCUGUGGUCUGGCGUCUCCGCCGCGACAGCCGCAGUCACUAGCCCGGGCCAGCUCUUCGCCGUCCAGUUCGUCUUGGGUAUCAUCGAAGCUCCUCUGUUCCCCGGUGCCGUCUACCUCAUGUCGUGCUGGUACACCCGCAGAGAACUCGCCCUCCGCACCGCGCUUCUCUACUCCGGCCUAGUCCUCGCGCAGGCCUUCUCCGGCCUCAUCGCCGCCGGCGUCUUCUCCGGCAUGUCGGGGGCCGCUGGCGUCGCCGGCUGGCAGUGGCUCUUCAUACUCGAGGCCGCGCUUAGCGCCUUCUUCGCCCUGACUGCCUACUUCAUCCUGCCCAACUACCCGCACUCCAAGACCGGAGGCGCCAUGUGGUCCAUGACCGAAGACAUGCGGCGGAUCGCCGUGGCCCGCAUCGAGGCCGACCGCGUGGAGCAGCCCACCGACUCGAGCGUGUGGCAAGGUCUGCGUCUUGCGUUGACGGAUAUGAAGACGUACAUCUUUAUCUUCAUGAACAUCUUCAUGACCUCUUCCUACGGCUUCAACAACUUCUUCCCCACCAUGGUUCGCGGCUUCGGCAUGGGCAGCAGCACGAUGGCCCUGGUCCUCACCGCACCGCCCUACAUCCUGGGCACCGCGGUGUCGUUCGGCGUGGCGUGGUCCUCGGACAGAAAGAAGGAGAGAGGCUUCCACAUCAUGGCCAACAACUGCAUCUCCAUCGUCGGCUUCAUCAUCUCCGUCGCCACCCUCAACACCGCAGCGCGCUACACGGCGGCGUUCUUGUACACGUCGGGCUCUUUCUCCGCCAACGCCCUGGUCUACACCUGGGCCGUCUCCUCGCUCAGCCAGACGCCCGAGAAGCGCGCAGCCGGCGGCGCCAUCGUCAACAUCAUGGGCCACCUGGGCAACGUCAUGUCGCCCUACUUCUUCCCCGACAGCGACUCGCCGCGCUACACCAUGGCCAUGAUCCUCCAGAUCGUCUUUGCGGGCUUGACGUUCUGCACGGCCUUCACGUCCAAGACGUACUUGCGGAGGCAGAACAAGAAGCUGAGGGCCACGGCGGACGAGACUGGUGCCAUGUACAACCCUUUUACGACGUAA
Messenger RNA from Colletotrichum spaethianum, 1143 nucleotides. RefSeq names its product putative transporter. Lineage: Eukaryota; Fungi; Ascomycota; Sordariomycetes; Glomerellales; Glomerellaceae. Gene Ontology annotation, molecular function: transmembrane transporter activity. The record is from RefSeq and is a predicted model, not a curated record. Bases 1 to 1143 code for a protein of 380 amino acids. The transcript is spliced from 4 exons. Gene Ontology annotation, biological process: transmembrane transport. Gene Ontology annotation, cellular component: membrane.